CCGCCUAGACAAGGAAACUGUUUGGCGAGACUUGCGCGGACCCCCGCAGCGGAGGGAUCAGAAGAAGGAGAGAGAUAGAGCACGGUUGCGACUUGCAGUCGGACACAAACCGCCAAGAUGCUGAAAAUAUGGUCUAUGAAGAAGGAGCAGGAGAAGGCUGAGAACGCCGGGGAAGGCACGACGGCGCCAGCUCCCAAGAAGAAGAGAGUGACGGCGGCGCAAUUACGGGUGCAGAGGGACCUCGCAGAGCUCUCGCUCGGCAACACAAUGACGACCGAAUUCCCGGACCCGGACAACAUCCUCUCCUUCAUCCUGUACAUCGAGCCGGACGAGGGCAUGUACAAGGGCGGGCGGUUCAGCUUCUCGUUCAACGUGACGCCGGCGUUCCCGCACGAGCCGCCCAAGGUGCUGUGCCGCGAGAAGAUCUACCACCCCAACAUCGAUACCGAGGGCAAAGUGUGCCUGAACAUCCUGCGCGAGGACUGGAAGCCGGUGCUGAACCUGAACGCCGUCAUCGUCGGCCUGCAGUUCCUGUUCCUGGAGCCCAACGCGAGCGAUCCGCUCAACAAGGAGGCUGCCGACGACCUGAGAAACAAUAGGGAUGGCUUCAAGCGGAACGUCAGGCAGGCCAUGGCCGGGGGCACCGUCCGCGGGGAGACAUACCAGAGGGUGCUGGUGUAGGAACCCGAGCCGG
Messenger RNA from Thermothielavioides terrestris NRRL 8126, 694 nucleotides. RefSeq lists its product as uncharacterized. The transcript is spliced from 3 exons. The coding region runs from base 118 to 681 and encodes 187 amino acids. NCBI's taxonomy places the organism in Eukaryota, Fungi, Ascomycota, Sordariomycetes, Sordariales, Chaetomiaceae. The record is from RefSeq and is a predicted model, not a curated record.